CCCAGGUGUCUGUACUGCAACAACUUCUGCUAUGAGAAGCAGGAGGUGGAGAAGGAGUAUUGCAGCUGGACGCGAAGCAACAGGGUCUGCCGCUGCAAAGAGGACUUCUGCUGCGCCGAUAACUUCUGUAUCAGACACACGGAGUGCGGCCCCGGACACGGAGUUCAAACGAAAGGUACAUCACAAAGCAACACUGUUUGUGAAGAAUGUGCCGAGGGCUUCGUCUCUAACUCAUCUUGCGCAAGCGGACAGAUAGUGCUCCUGCCCGGCUCCAUCUACCACGAUACGAUGUGUGGCACCUGCGAGGAUCUUGGAAAUGGAGGUAUGUCCAGAGCUUUCCUCUCGGGAUUCUUCAGUAUGCACAGGAUGCGCGUGGCAAAAAUGUGCAUCAUUAACUUGGCAUUCUUCUAUGAACCACCAGCGCCAGGACCCGUCCACCGGGGAGACCCUCAUCUGUGCCAAAUGUCCACCGGCACGCACAUGGCCGCGCACUGCACAGCUGCCACGGUCACCAGGUGCGCGCCGUGCAAAGGCGAACUGUACACCGAGCCGUGGAACUACCUGCCCUGCUCUAUUUGUGGGCCUGUCUCAGAGAUAGAAAUGUAUGAUGUUCUGUAA
This is a messenger RNA of Chelmon rostratus (copperband butterflyfish), 618 nucleotides long. RefSeq lists its product as uncharacterized. The record is from RefSeq and is a predicted model, not a curated record. NCBI's taxonomy places the organism in Eukaryota, Metazoa, Chordata, Actinopteri, Chaetodontiformes, Chaetodontidae. The transcript is spliced from 5 exons. Gene Ontology annotation, molecular function: protein binding. The annotation marks the transcript as partial.